AUGACGGACUCCAAAUACUUCACGACCAAUAAAAAAGGAGAGAUUUUUGAAUUGAAGGCUGAACUCAAUAAUGAAAAGAAAGAGAAGAGGAAAGAAGCUGUAAAGAAGGUUAUUGCAGCCAUGACUGUGGGGAAGGAUGUCAGUUACCUCUUUCCUGAUGUCGUGAACUGCAUGCAGACUGACAACCUGGAGCUGAAGAAACUGGUCUACCUGUACCUGAUGAACUAUGCCAAAAGUCAGCCAGAUAUGGCCAUCAUGGCUGUCAACAGCUUUGUGAAGGACUGUGAGGACCCAAACCCUCUGAUCCGUGCCCUGGCUGUGCGGACGAUGGGAUGCAUCAGGGUGGAUAAAAUCACAGAGUACCUGUGUGAGCCUCUGCGCAAGUGUCUGAAGGACGAAGACCCUUACGUGCGCAAGACCGCGGCUGUCUGCGUGGCAAAGCUGCACGACAUCAACGCCCAGAUGGUGGAGGACCAAGGAUUCCUGGAUUCUCUCCGUGACCUGAUUGCAGACUCCAAUCCCAUGGUGGUAGCAAACGCUGUGGCUGCCUUGUCAGAAAUCAGUGAAUCUCAUCCCAACAGCAACCUGCUGGAUUUGAACCCUCAGAACAUUAACAAGCUGCUGACAGCUUUAAAUGAGUGCACGGAGUGGGGCCAGAUCUUCAUCCUGGACUGUCUGUCCAACUACAACCCCAAGGAUGACCGUGAAGCUCAGAGCAUUUGUGAACGGGUGACCCCUCGGCUGUCCCAUGCCAAUUCUGCAGUGGUGCUGUCAGCAGUGAAGGUCUUAAUGAAGUUCCUGGAACUUCUUCCCAAGGAUUCUGACUAUUACAACAUGCUGCUGAAGAAACUUGCCCCUCCACUGGUGACCCUGCUGUCUGGAGAGCCUGAAGUUCAGUAUGUUGCCCUGAGGAACAUCAACUUGAUUGUGCAGAAAAGGCCUGAAAUCCUGAAGCAGGAAAUCAAGGUGUUCUUUGUCAAGUACAACGACCCCAUUUAUGUCAAACUGGAGAAACUGGACAUCAUGAUCCGCCUGGCUUCCCAAGCCAACAUUGCCCAGGUCCUGGCAGAGCUCAAGGAAUAUGCGACUGAAGUGGACGUUGACUUUGUGCGCAAGGCCGUGCGAGCGAUCGGGCGCUGUGCCAUCAAGGUUGAGCAAUCUGCAGAGCGCUGUGUGAGCACACUGCUAGACCUCAUCCAGACCAAGGUCAACUAUGUGGUCCAGGAGGCCAUUGUUGUCAUCAGAGACAUCUUCCGCAAGUACCCCAACAAGUACGAAAGCAUCAUUGCCACUCUGUGCGAGAACCUGGAUUCCCUGGACGAACCAGAUGCCAGAGCUGCCAUGAUCUGGAUAGUGGGUGAAUAUGCAGAGAGAAUUGACAAUGCAGAUGAGCUGUUGGAGAGUUUUUUGGAGGGCUUCCAUGAUGAAAGCACUCAGGUGCAGCUCACCCUCCUGACUGCUAUAGUGAAGCUGUUCUUAAAAAAGCCUUCUGAGAUUCAGCAGGUCCUCAGCCUGGCCACACAGGAUUCUGACAACCCAGACCUGCGGGAUCGUGGCUACAUCUACUGGCGCCUUCUUUCCACGGAUCCAGUGACUGCCAAAGAAGUGGUCCUCUCAGAAAAACCACUGAUUUCUGAAGAGACUGAUCUGAUUGAGCCAACCCUGCUCGAUGAGUUGAUCUGCCAUAUUGGGUCUUUGGCUUCUGUGUACCACAAACCACCCAACGCGUUUGUGGAGGGAAGCCAUGGCAUCCACCGCAAGCACCUGCCAAUUCACCAUGGAAGCACUGAUGCAGGUGACAGCCCUGUGGGCACAACGACCACUACAAACUUGGAGCAGACACAGGUCAUUCCAUCUCAGGGUGACCUCCUGGGUGACCUCCUCAACCUGGACCUGGGACCCCCUGUGAAUGUUCCCCAAGUGUCCUCCAUGCAGAUGGGUGCUGUGGACCUCCUGGGAGGAGGGCUGGACAGCUUGCUUGGCAGUGACCUUGGAGGGGGCAUUGGAGGAAGCCCGGCAGUGGGACAGACCUACAUUCCCUCCUCUGUGCCAGCCACCUUUGCCCCCUCGCCCACCCCAGCUGUGGUCAGCAGUGGACUCAACGAUCUCUUUGAGCUCUCAUCUGGUAUAGGCAUGGCUCCAGGAGGAUAUGUGGCUCCCAAGUCUGUUUGGUUGCCUGCAGUGAAGGCUAAAGGAUUGGAGAUCUCAGGCACGUUCAGUCACAGACAGGGACACAUCUACAUGGAGAUGAACUUUACCAAUAAGGCUUUGCAGCAUAUGACUGACUUUGCCAUUCAGUUCAAUAAGAACAGUUUUGGGGUCAUCCCAAGCACUCCUUUGGCCAUUCACACACCUCUGAUGCCAAACCAAAGUAUUGAUGUCUCACUGCCCCUCAACACUCUGGGACCAGUCAUGAAAAUGGAGCCUCUGAACAACCUCCAGGUGGCUGUGAAAAACAACAUUGAUGUCUUUUACUUCAGCUGCCUAAUUCCUCUCAAUGUGCUUUUCGUAGAGGAUGGCAAAAUGGAGCGCCAGGUCUUCCUUGCAACAUGGAAGGAUAUUCCAAAUGAAAAUGAGCUUCAGUUCCAGAUUAAAGACUGUCACCUGAAUGCUGACACUGUCUCCAGCAAACUGCAGAACAACAAUGUCUACACCAUUGCCAAGAGGAAUGUGGAGGGCCAGGACAUGCUCUACCAGUCUCUGAAGCUCACCAAUGGCAUCUGGAUCUUGGCUGAGCUUCGCAUUCAGCCAGGGAACCCAAACUACACGCUCUCCCUGAAAUGCAGAGCUCCUGAAGUGUCCCAGUACAUCUACCAGGCCUACGAUGCCAUCUUGAAAAACUAACAGGAGAUCAGCCUGUGCCUCACCCUGCAGAAGGAGGGGGGAAAAAGGGGUCCCCGGAUCCUCCUUCACCGCUAGCGCGGGGAAAAGCACUCGUAACUGGAAGCAGCUGUAUUCAUGUGUAGGAUUUCAGUCAAAGGCACUGAUUAAACAAGGUAGCAAUUAGUAUCCACGUGCUAACGAUGAUAGGGAGCAAACCCCUUUGGUAUUUUUAGCGUCCAUGGAGUUUGUAACCACUGCUUCGACUACUCCCAUGUCCCCCUCUCCCCUCACUCAUCCGUUCUUGUGGGCUUCUCCAUUUUGUGCCAAUGUUCAGUGUUUUCUAAAUGGCUUUAGGUGUAGUUUCGAUUUUGUAAAAUACUUAACUGCUCAUUGGAAAAAAAAAAACCAACAAAAACCAAGCAAAAACCACACGUCUGCUCAUUAAAACAAGGCAAAAGUGUCGAAAA
This is a messenger RNA of Acanthisitta chloris (rifleman), 3290 nucleotides long. RefSeq names its product adaptor-related protein complex 2, beta 1 subunit (gene AP2B1). Gene Ontology annotation, molecular function: clathrin binding. Lineage: Eukaryota; Metazoa; Chordata; Aves; Passeriformes; Acanthisittidae. Gene Ontology annotation, biological process: intracellular protein transport; vesicle-mediated transport. The record is from RefSeq and is a predicted model, not a curated record. Gene Ontology annotation, cellular component: clathrin adaptor complex; membrane coat.